CUUUCUCUUCUACUUCACAGACUUCCUCUGCAACAUAUAUAACCUAUUACACUUGGCACUCAUACAAUUCAGUGACCCACCAAAAAUGGCCUCUUGGAAGAAGACUAUCACAACCCCAUUCAAAAAAGCCCGCACUUUCUUCAAUCAUCAGCCUCCAAGGGAAUCUCCAAACAAGUCUCAGUCAGAGCAAGAGAACAGAGGAAUGGAUCUUCAAGGUGAAGUCAUGGCUUGUGGUUAUGAAGAUGUCCAAGUGAUGUGGUCUAUUCUGGACAAGUCCAAAUCUAAUACCUCCUGCAAUAUCAGCACUUCCUGAUCUAUUUGAUGAUCCUACGCAGAAGAACAGAUUCCCACCAAGCAAUUAGCAGAUGUUUUAGUGUGCUGAUGUUUAGGUCAUAGAUUGCAUCAUACCAUCUUUUCUAAGCUAGCUACUUAUAUAACUAGCUUUGGAAUGUGAUAUGAAUAAACUUUUCUCUGUAAAAAUAGGGAGCAAAUAAAAGAAAAGAGAAGGAUGAUGUUCUGGUGUUCUUGGGGUACGCGGCAGUUUCUGUCUGUAUUUUCCGUUAGGAUGUUUACAAUAGGGAAUCCCCAUGAUUGACAAGCAAAAAUCAUGGUGAGAUUUUUGUUUUUUAAUGAAAGCUAGAUUUUUUUUUCAUUUAAA
Molecule: messenger RNA, 658 nt
Organism: Neltuma alba
Lineage: Eukaryota; Viridiplantae; Streptophyta; Magnoliopsida; Fabales; Fabaceae
Exons: 2
Coding region: 86-313 (75 amino acids)
Source: RefSeq, a predicted model, not a curated record